AUAACAGACUUCCACAGCAGGCUCCUCUCUCAAGCUACCAACAACUGCAGGAUCGGACCAAUAUGGCAACUACUCAAUGUAAAUGUCAAUACUGCAUGUCACCACUGCUUGGGAAGAAGUCUGUAGUGAAGGGUGACACCCUGUGCUGCGUCGCAUGCUAUGAGCGUAUCUUUGCUAACUACUGCGAGGGCUGCAAAGAACCUAUUGACUCUGAUUCCAAGGAUCUGUGUUACAAAGGCCGACACUGGCAUGGAGGAUGCUUCAAGUGUGCCAAAUGCAACCAGUCUUUGGUGGAAAAGCCUUUUGUGGCCAAGGAUGAGCGCCUGCUGUGCACGGAGUGCUACUCCAACGAGUGCUCCUCCAAGUGCUCCCACUGCAAGAAGCCCAUCAUGCCCGGUUCUCGCAAAAUGGAAUUUAAGGGAAACUACUGGCAUGAAACCUGCUUUGUGUGUGAGCACUGCCGACAACCAAUAGGAACCAAGCCUUUAAUUUCCAAGGAGAGUGGCAAUUAUUGUGUGCCAUGCUUUGAGAAGGAGUUUUCUCACUAUUGCAACUUCUGUAAGAAGGUGAUAACUUCAGGCGGAGUAACAUUUCAUGGCCAGCCCUGGCAUAGAGAGUGCUUUCUGUGCAGCGGCUGUAGGAAAGAACUCUACAACGAAGAGUUCAUGUCCAGAGAUGAUUAUCCGUUCUGCUUGGACUGCUACAACCAUCUUUUUGCCAAAAAGUGUGCAGCCUGCAACAAACCCAUUACUGGUCUCAGAGGGGCCAAGUUUAUCUGCUUUCAAGACCGCCAGUGGCACAGUGAGUGCUUUAACUGUGGGAGGUGCUCCGUCUCCCUGGUGGGGGAAGGCUUCCUGACCCAGAACAAGGACAUCUUCUGUCGCAAGUGCAGCUCGGGGAUGGACACUGACCUGUAGACAGACACCUCUGUCUCCAUCUGGACUUCACGUUGCUUUUGUUCUCACUAAAUACCGAACUUGGUGGAAGUAGUAGUUUUUGACUUGAGUUUUAGAAAAUAUUCAUGUCGACUUUAGAGUGGCAGAGCUUCUGCACACACUUAGCUUGAACUGUAAUGUAAGGGGAGGCGCACAGCGCUCAGCAAUGACUGUGUACUAAGUCAGCCGGUGCAGCUCCUGGUGAAACACUGCUCUCUGUUGUUAGGAUCAGGGCACUGUCACAGCUUCAAAUAAAGUAGAUGCCUAUCCUAGCAGGCCUGGGGAUGUUUCCAAAAACAGUUAUUUUUUCCAACACUAAAGCUUAUGAAUGAAAUCACGGAAGACACAUCAGCAGUGAAAUGCCAGGCGUGUAUCAUGAGGUGAGCAGAGGUGAUUUAUGUGUAGGGACAGAAGUCCUGCAGACAGCCUAUUAAUAUUUUGAGCAACAUCGAGGGAGCUAAUUGGCAUAUUAUUGAUAUACUCUUAUUGGAAGCUAAUGAUGAUAGCACCAUAGAGAAGCAGACUAUAAGUUAUCUUUUUUAAAAAAAUAGAAGAAUGUGGUGGAAAGUUAUCUGUCAACCAUUAAAUUACUUAUCAAGCAGUGAAGUAAGGAUGGUAAGGUAGGAAGAAAAGAAUUUUGAGGUACAAUGCUUAUUCCCCCAAAUGGAAUCUUUGGUAAUUAUAUGGGAACGAGCAAAAGAACACUGUUGCAGUGUGAUGAGCAAAUGAUAGUAGGGUCAUGGCACUAAGAAUACUUAAAGAAAACAUUAUGAAUAAAUAAAAUCUUGAACCUAGGGCACACCAAACCCUACCUCAAAACUAAUUUCUGGAUCCAAAUAAAGCAUUUAUGAGACACGUUUGCAUUGCCAGGUAGUUAUUAUACAGGAUAUGAUAGACUGACAAUGAGUGGUAGAAGAGAACUGAUUAGGAAAAUUGACUUAUGACUUCUAUAACCUUAAUCAAGGACCCUAUCCUGAUGGCAGAGUUUUGAAAAUGCUAGGCUGCUAACAGAAAGGUUGGCUGUUUGAACCCACCAGCCACUCAGUGGGCGCAAGAUGUGGCAAUUUGCUUCUGCAGAGAUUUGCUGUCCUAGAGAGGCCACGGAACACAUCUACUUGGUUGCAUAGGGCUGCUGUGAUUUCAAAUCACCUCAACGUAAGGGUGGUGGGUUCAUUGUCUGUAUCACUCGUUUGCUGCUCACACACAGUGAUUCUGGAGUUGAAAAACAAGCUGCAUUUGCUCUCAUCCGCACUGUGUCCGUAGCCAGUUGAUCCCGUUCCAGGUGGGAACAGCAGCACUUGGGCACAGACGUUGCUAGGGCUCUGCUCCCGUAGAGGCAAGGAAGGGAUCAUUGCUGCCAAGGCAUAGGUUUCCUCCUGUUUUGUAUUAAAUUUCUCUUCAAAGUUCACAAUGAUUGUUCGAAAUGCUUACAGGUUCCAUGAAGUGCAAGUCUGUUUUCUCACGUGGAGCAAACCAAGGAUCAUCAUUGCCCCCCAAAGGGAAACCUUUAAAACAAAUAGAUUGUUAAAUCAUCUCUUGUGGAAAUGAGCUGUAGGGAAGGGAUUGAAUGUUGGAACAUGAUUUUCAUCCAGAUUUCUCAAGGCAUAAUAGAAUGCAUAAUUAACUCUGAGCCUCAUGUAUUUUGCCCUCUAAAAUUGCAUAGAUGAUUAAUGGGCAGACGUAAAAGUGGGUUUUAAAGGAAUCUAGUAAUAAUAAGAACUGAAAAAAGUAAUUCACUGCUGAGAAUUCAGGACUGGCAACAUUGCAUAAUAGAGUAAUGUGGGCUGUAGGUGGCCCCACCCCACUGUCUCCACAUCACGCCAUCCACCUCUUCCUUUUGAACCAAUCAUGCUCCAGAGUAUCAAUUGACUGUGCGACCAGGGGGUGCACCCCGAACCGUGAGCAGCUCCUAGAAAUCCAUCAGUGUUCGUGGCAGCGCAAAGAAGCAACCCUCUCAGUUAAAAGUCCGUUACUGCAUGUUGAUCUUCAGAUCUGAAUGAACCAUCAGAUACCAACGAAUGGCCCCAUCUCCCGGCCCCUGAGCACUGUUUCCCGAGGGUGGAAAACAGGGAAAGCAGCCUCUGCUUUGCGCAGUCCGUCAUAACCCUGGUUUCGUGUUUCAAGGGGGGCAAGGAGGAGGCCAGGAGGAAACAUCACAGAGGCAUAUUUUUGUUACUGUCUGCGUUCAGAUUACGGCAUAGCAACAAAGGUUCUGAGUGAGUUCUAAUCAUAUGCUAUGGCUGAUUUUAAUGAUUAAAACAGCAUUUCAGGAGACUCAAUUAAAAUUGUUAUGGAAACACAACUUUUGAAAUAACAGUGCAAAAUCAUUUAGAGAUGCAGGGGAGUCAGAGGUAGAGACAAAAGGUGAGACGACAGCAACUAUUUGAAAAAAGAUUUGCCCCUUUUGGGAUCGACAGUUCCUCAGUUGUAUUUGUCCUGUGAAAUGUUGGCAAAACUAUAUCUGAUUUGAAACUUCUUACCUAGAACUGAAUAUGCCACCUUUUUUUAGCUCUAGAAACUAAUAGCAUCUGACAUAUUUAGAAAGCCAUGCCAUUGGAAAUCUGGACUGCUGUGCAACCUGUGAUGCUUCUUCCAUUCACCAAUGACAGAUGGCUAUGUCAUGCAGGAUACUUUGCUUAGCUAAGCAGUGGGUGAUAUCUGAGACUGUGUGUGUGUGUGUGUGUGUGUGUGUGUGCCCAUGCACAUUCAAUCUUUAUAAUUAAAUUUAUCUCAACUACUUCCUAGUGACCUUGUUAUACUUGGAUAACUAGAAAACUGUCUUAUUAUAUAUGUUUUGACAUAUAAAUACUACAAUAUUUAGAAGAUGGUUUCGUCUUUAACGACUUAUAAAACAUGUGCUUAUACGUGAUAGUGCAGUAGUUAAACACUUUUGGUUUACCAAAAGGUGGGUGAUUUGAGCCUGCACAGUGGCUCUGUAGGCCAAAAGACAUGGCGAUUUGCUCCCAUAAAGAAUACAACCUAGUUAAUUAACCCCAUGAGGCAUUUCUACCCUGAUCUAUACAGUCACUCUGAGUCAGAAUCAACUCCGUGGCAGUGAUUUUAUUUUAUUUUAAAUAGGAUCACUACAGAGACCUGAUAACCCUGUUGAAUGGGAUUGAUGGCGAUGAGUUGGAUUCUACUUAAUGGCACACAGCAACAGCAAUAUGUCCCAAAUCAGAGUUCCCCCAGUAUGGGGACUGCCAGGGUAGAUCAAGACAUAGGAAUGUGGGAGGGCCAGAGAGCCAUCCUUCAUGGUUAAAAAAUAGUGCCACCAUCCUCCCCAUAGCACCACCAUGCCAAAAAUACUGGAAUGUGUAUAGAAUGAUCUAGACAGAUCAAAGGAAAUGUCAUCUAUGGGAAUUGAUCUCAGCACGAUGCAAAGCCCUCAAACCGACCUCUCCAAGGAUGGAAACGGCUGUCUCAGGAAGUAGUGACUUCCCGGUGACUGAACGGGUGACAUCUGCACAGGCAGGAAAGCAAUAGAAAAAAGUCCGUGUGUUAAUAACAACCAGAUGGCUUGGGAGCAUCUGAGCGACUGUGCCAGAGAGCACAAAGAACAGAAAGUGCUAAAACACAAAAGGUCAGUUGAAGGAAGAAUAUUUACUCCUGGAAUAAAAGGUUUAGAUUUGAAGUUAUGGGCAAAGGAUACCAACUGGUUUUUACCUAGAAGGGGGAAGGGAUUGGGACCUUGUGUUUAGGUAUUUGAGGAACACGAUGGUAGUGAUUCUGCACGGAACAGAAAGGGAGAGGGCAGGGUUUCGAAGGUUAGGUCAAGCUGGAAUAGUACGUUUCACUCCAAGGUCCAGAGAAGAAAAAGAGAAGCAAAAGAAAAUGCAAGCCAAGGGCAAGAUUUGUUGAUAUAAGUGAGUGGACUGAUAAAGCAAAACAUUUCAUGUUGGUGAUUAAAGAUAGCAAAGGAAAAGCUGAAAAGAAUUUCAGUUUUCAUUUAACGGAAUUAUUAGAAAUGGUCCAUCUGGCUAGAAGGGGCAUCCGAGUUAACUUGAGUGACGGGGGAGGUAGUAAGUAGUAAGAGGGAAGACAGAGGCAAAGAGAAAAAGGAAGUCACACCAGGUCAACCUACAGUCAUUGCUUAAGUGAAGUUUGAUAGUGAUGUGAUGAUCAUGGGCUCAGAAUUUUUAAAUGGCUUUAAGAAAUGAAAUUCUCCAUUAAGUAUUGGAUUAUGAGACUGGCCCACCAUUGUGAUAAUGCUUAACAUCGAUCACAAAUGGUGCCAAUAAAAAAUUCACUGCAAAAUUCAGUACAACUGAUAACAAAAGUAGUGUUGAUAGCAUAAGCAUUAAGAAUGUGAACCACAAGGUUCAAACGCAUUAGUCACUCCACAGGAAAAGAUGCAGAUGUCUGCUCCCAUCAAAAUGUAUGCCCUUGGAGUGGA
This is a messenger RNA of Echinops telfairi (small Madagascar hedgehog), 5328 nucleotides long. It is a transcript of the gene FHL5, whose product is annotated as four and a half LIM domains 5. The transcript is spliced from 6 exons. Gene Ontology annotation, molecular function: transcription coactivator activity. Bases 63 to 917 code for a protein of 284 amino acids. The record is from RefSeq and is a predicted model, not a curated record. Gene Ontology annotation, biological process: positive regulation of transcription by RNA polymerase II. Gene Ontology annotation, cellular component: nucleus; Z disc. Lineage: Eukaryota; Metazoa; Chordata; Mammalia; Afrosoricida; Tenrecidae.